AUGAAUCGGCAAUUGCUGAGAGAAGAAAUUCAGAAAAUUCUUCAACGUUGGCACCAACUACGAAAUCAGUUUGGUGAACAUGCGGUAAAUGUUCCUGAGUUUGCACAUUUAAGCAAGAUAAUUAAAUUUCUUCAACAGCAAAAUCAGCAAGCUCUUCAAAGACAACAGCAGCAACAACGUCAGGGGGGACAAUAUGGCGCGCAAGAAGCUCAGCAAAUCCCUCACAAUGGUCAGGUAAGCAAUGUUCCUAAUCCAGGUAUACAACAUAACCCAAGCAUCAAUGGUAUGCCUCCCAAUAAGAGUGUCAGUCCAAAUAUGCAAGUGAAUAUUCCUAAGGGCCAGGGGAUCGGUGGUACUCCUCUGAAUCAACCUCAAGGGUUUCCAAAUAAUUCCAAUAGUGCCGCGGCACCGCUGUUUCUUAAUAAUUCACAAGAUGGUUCAGCUUUUACUCCUCAACAGUUUCAACUAGUGAAGGCCCAGUAUCAAGCACUUAAGUUUUUAGUAAAAAAUCCAAAUUCCAGUGGACAACCGAUACCGCAAAAUCUCAUAGAUUUUAUUACAAAUGACAGAUCUGCUUUUCCCGAUGGUUCUUACUUACCCUCUGUUAAUGGACAAUUUCAACAAUUACACGCGUCACCAGAUAUUGCUCCCAACAAACCAGGUUCUCCAAAUUUUCCCAUGAAUAAUCAAUCCCCUGCUACUUUUCAAUCGAUUCCUCAAGGGCCUCCACUCCAAAGUGACCCUUCUUUCAUUGCGAAGGGCAUAAGACAACAAAAGAACUUAAAGAAUGAAAGUCCUAACCUACCAUAUCGCAACCUGCCGUCUGUGAGGGCUCCUUCAGUCUCAAGUUAUCAGGCUAGCAAAGGUAAGGCAAAUACAUUGGAGCCGGUAUAUAUGACCCCUGAACCCCCUGUGAAUAUAAAAGACCUAAUCCCUAAUAAGGAAAAAAAUGAUAAGGUGAUCCUUCCAAUUAAUAAGCCAAAUGUUCAAGUUGAUUGUUUCGAGGUACCGAGCAUCUCUGAUGAUGUUGACGUUGCAUUUAGUGCAUUGUAUGCUCCUCAGAGCCGAUUUCAAUUUCCAUUUGUUUUACCAGAAACCUUUCAUAUGGAAAAUAUAAGAUAUAACAGAGAAAUAACGAUUCUCCUACAGAUUGAUCAGAGGCUAUCAUCAUUGAAGGAACGAUUGGCAGAAAUUACGGAUGAUGAACUGGAGAAGGAGGAACUUAAAUCGGAAAUCGUUAAAUUAGAACUUCUCCCGUUUCAAAAGACAUUGAGAGGCAAACUUUUGUCGCAUGUUUGGUUUGGCCAAUCUUUACUUCCUAACUCACAUCCAAAUUUCUUAGCAAAGUUCAAUAAUCUUUCUCUUGAUGGAGUCCAUGCUACUCGUGAAUUAUAUCGGCAUCAAUUGGAUUCAUUAGUUCAGGAACAGAACCAAAAGCACCAUAGUUCAAUUCGCCAGAUUCUAUCAAGCUCAGAGAAGCGAUCCUUCAAGUUUCAACGGAAGAAGGAAAAGAGUGAGAGGUUCUUUUCUAAGAUAGCUAGUUUUCACAACCAUGCUGCCAAGGAAGAACAAAGGAAGAUUGAAAGAAUGGCAAAGCAGCGUUUGCAAGCCUUGAAGCUGAAUGACGAGGAGGAGUAUUUGAAAUUAUUAGAUCACACGAAAGAUACUAGAAUUACACAUUUGCUUAAACAAACUAAUCAGUUUUUGGAUUCUUUAGCGAGGGCUGUUCAAAACCAGCAGAAAGAGGGCAGGGUUGAAAAAGACGGUAAUCAGCUCGAACCUGUAAUUAGUGAAGAUGAAAAGAGGGAAAAGCUUGAUUAUUAUCAUAUCGCUCAUAGAAUAAAAGAAGAAGUUACGAAGCAACCAUCUAUUUUAGUUGGAGGCACCCUUAAAGAAUAUCAAAUAAAAGGUUUACAGUGGAUGGUGUCAUUAUUCAACAAUCAUUUGAACGGUAUAUUAGCAGACGAAAUGGGUCUUGGUAAAACAAUUCAAACGAUUUCUUUGGUCACGUAUCUUAUUGAGGCAAAGCAUAUACCGGGUCCUUUUUUGGUCAUAGUACCUCUUUCAACUUUAACUAACUGGAACUUAGAAUUUGAAAAAUGGGCACCAAGUGUUAAGAAAAUUACCUACAAAGGUACACCAAACCAGCGUAAGGUGUUACAAUACGACAUUAAACAAGGAAACUUUCAAAUACUUUUAACUACAUUCGAAUAUGUCAUUAAGGACAGAAAUCUACUUUCUAAAAUCAAGUGGGUCCAUAUGAUAAUCGAUGAGGGUCACAGAAUGAAAAAUGCCAAUUCAAAGUUGUCAGAGACUUUGACUCAUCAUUAUCAUAGCGAUUAUCGUUUAAUUUUGACUGGAACUCCUUUACAAAACAACUUACCAGAGCUUUGGGCUCUUUUGAACUUUGUCUUGCCAAAGAUUUUCAACUCUGUUAAAUCUUUUGAUGAGUGGUUUAAUACUCCUUUUGCAAAUACUGGAGGACAAGACAAGAUUGAGUUGAGUGAAGAAGAGACGCUAUUGGUUAUUAGGAGAUUGCAUAAAGUUUUAAGACCAUUUUUAUUAAGAAGACUUAAAAAAGAUGUCGAAAAGGAUUUGCCGAGCAAGGUCGAAAAAGUCGUGAAAUGCAAAAUGUCUGCUUUACAGUCAAAGCUUUAUCAACAAAUGCUUAAGUAUAAUGUUUUAUUCGCUUCAGAUCCUAAUAAUGAAGAUGUUCCGGUGAUGAUCAAAAAUGCAAAUAACCAAAUCAUGCAAUUACGUAAAAUUUGCAAUCAUCCUUUUGUUUAUGAAGAAGUUGAAAACUUGAUCAAUCCCACGGUCGAAACAAAUGAUCAGAUAUGGAGAGUUGCUGGUAAGUUUGAAUUAUUAGAUAGGGUUUUACCGAAAUUUAAAGCAACAGGUCAUCGGGUUUUAAUCUUUUUUCAGAUGACUCAGAUUAUGGACAUAAUGGAAGAUUUCUUAAGAUUGAGAGGGCUUAAGUACAUGAGACUAGAUGGUGCCACUAAAGCUGAUGACAGAACGGGAUUAUUGAAAUUAUUCAAUGCUGAGAACUCUGAGUAUUUUUGUUUUCUAUUGUCUACUAGAGCUGGUGGCUUAGGUUUAAAUUUGCAAACCGCGGAUACCGUCAUUAUAUUUGACACUGAUUGGAAUCCACAUCAGGAUUUACAAGCACAAGAUAGAGCUCAUCGAAUCGGUCAAAAAAAUGAAGUCAGAAUUUUGAGGCUCAUCACAGAGGACUCUGUUGAGGAAAUGAUUUUGGAAAGAGCUUAUGCUAAACUAGAGAUCGACGGAAAAGUCAUUCAGGCAGGUAAGUUCGAUAACAAAUCUACAGCGGAGGAGCAAGAGGCUCUCUUGAGAGCAUUAAUUGAAAAGGAGGAUGAAAGGAAACAGAAAGGAGGCUACGAAAAUGAUGAUGAUUUGGAUGAUGACGAGCUUAAUCAAGUUAUUGCAAGAAACGACGGUGAAAUAGAGAUUUUCAGGAAUCUAGAUGAAGCCAGAGCAAAGGAGACUAGGGAUGCAUCAUACCCCACAAGAUUAUUUCUGGAGCAAGAACUUCCCUCUAUAUACAAGAGAAAUCCUGAUGACUUUUUGAAAAGGGAUGAAAUUCUUCAAGAGUAUGGUAGAGGGUCGAGGGAGAGAAAAGUAGCAAUGUAUGAUGACAACUUGACGGAAGAGCAAUGGUUAAAAAAAAUUGAUGGAAUGCUCUCUGACGAUAGCGAUGAUGACAGCUCAAGACAGAAACGUUCUAGAGGUCUGCGUGGUAAAAAGGCGAAAAUCUCUGAGUAUAAUAGUGAUGACGAAAGUACUACUCAAACUGAGCCUGGCUCCAGAAAUUCUUCUAAGAGGAAACUAAUGGGAGAUGAUUAUCAGUCUGAUUCGAGUUCAUCUAAGAAACAGAAAUCUACAACUCCUGCAAUAAGGAACAGAUCUCAAGGACGUUCAAGGGCAUCUAAACCCUUUAACAGAACGACGCCUUCUGUUGACCCAUUGACUUCAGGUGAACGGUCGAGUCUACAGGAUAUUGCAGAAGCAAUAUAUGAAUCAGUGAUGACUUAUCAUGAUGAGGAUGGUCGCUCAUUGAGUGAUAUAUUCCUAGUGAAGCCUUCCAAGAAGCUUUAUCCCGAUUAUUAUGUUUUGAUAAAGCAUCCAAUUGCGCUAGACGUUGUAAAGAAGAGGAUUAAUACUAAUUGCUAUGUUCAUGCGAAAGAACUCUUGGAAGACUUCCAUUUGAUGUUUAGUAACGCUAAGGUCUAUAAUGAAGAAGGAUCGAUCGUAUAUCAAGAUGCUGUGACUCUUGAAAAUUUGGUAAAAGAAAAAUUUCAAGAAUUGUCUAGUUUGGAUCGGGAACAAGUUGAAGAAGCUCUUGAUUUCACUGAGUUUGAUGAAAAACUAGGGCUUAAUCCUGUGGUGUCUAAUAAUGCCAUCAAGCAGCCACUCCGGACGCAGACGGAAGAUAUCGAUUUAAGCGAUUCUAAAAGUCCACUGGUUGGAAUCUAA
This is a messenger RNA of Priceomyces carsonii, 4497 nucleotides long. It is a transcript of the gene SNF2, whose product is annotated as SWI/SNF catalytic subunit. The coding region runs from base 1 to 4497 and encodes 1498 amino acids. Gene Ontology annotation, cellular component: nucleus. The record is from RefSeq and is a predicted model, not a curated record. Gene Ontology annotation, molecular function: histone binding; ATP-dependent chromatin remodeler activity; DNA binding. The transcript has a single exon. Lineage: Eukaryota; Fungi; Ascomycota; Pichiomycetes; Serinales; Debaryomycetaceae. Gene Ontology annotation, biological process: positive regulation of transcription by RNA polymerase II.